AUGUGUCAUGCUGCCGAAACUUUGGUCAUUGGACAGGAAAACUUUCUAGACAGUGAAGAUUCGUUGGACGCAGAAGACUUCUCUGACGAUGCCAUCCAGGAGGACGAAGCAUCAUCUCAAAGUGAAGAUGAUCCAGAAGGUGAGCACCUGAAGACGCCCGCUGACAGCUAUGACGAUCUCCCAGACUUUGAUGUAGGCAACCACAUCUUUGAGGAGGAAGUAGAUCCUCCUUUGAGUCCACAGGAAGACCUGCAGCUUUACCGGAAUUUCCUGGGGCACUCCAUUCAGCAAUUGCAGGACGAGCCUCUUCCGCCUGUCACUGCAGAAGAGGAGCGAGAGGUAGCGACUUCUGCUAGCAACUGCCAGAAUCCUAGUCAGGGUGAACUGGUGCUGCUAGAUGGACCUCCUGCAUCGUUUCAUCAGGUGGGAGUUUGGAAUAUGGCAGAUGAUGCUUCAGUGGUGGUAGGGAGUCGCCUACUUUGCCUUGGGAAUCAAGAACAUCCAAAGCUCACUUUGUAUCUUCAUGAUGACAGAAUGAUUUCUGACACCAUGCUUCUGGAGCAUUGGAUGGAAUGCAUCAUGGCGGGAGUUCCAGAAUUUGCGAUCUGCUUCCACCGCGAUGGAGCAGUGCAGUCAUACUCUUUGUACAAACUGUCCGAGUUGCAGAGGUUCCUGGAAGAGCGAAUGGAGCUUGGUCGACGUGUACAAAUGACGUUGGAAGUUCUGCGCUGGAUCAAGCGCCAGUGUCGAUUGGAGGGCUGCAGCUACUGGUUGUCAAAGGACAAAAAGGAUUCCUCCCUGAAGCUGAUCAAGCUCUCUGGAAAUGAGUACCCGCAGGAAGAGCGGUCGGGGGCGCUUCCUGCUUGUGGAACUGGUGCGAGUGGUUUGGUGCUGAAGAACACCUUCCUUCAUCUUCCCGAUGAGGAUGAAUCUUCGAGCUUUCGUCGUGCACUAAGUUGCCCAGCUCGCUUCCUUGGCAAUGUUGAUAUGGAGGAGGAUUUGUGCCACUUUUCACCUUUUUCUAGACGCAUAUCGACUCUCUUCUUCCGGAGGGCUGUGUCAUCUGUGCCAGGACCAGAUGCUGCCCGGUUUUUUCGACAGGUCUUGGAUUUGGAGGCAUACAGUGCUCAACAUCCCGCAAAUUCUGAUGAUGAAGAUGGACCUCCCCUGAGGCCACCAGCAAGCGUCACAGCAGGACGAGUCGCCCUGCAAGCUUGCAGCCACUUGGGACUCGCCCUAUGUGAACUGGAGAGUGAAGCCUCAAACAGUUCCGAGAACUUUGACGACGAAGACCUUCCGAGCUUUGGUUCUACCUCCGUAUCAGCGCAAGCAGCUGCAUUGUUGUCCAAGCUUCGGCAAGAUUUGCCAAGUCCUAGUCGCAGACAAUAUCGUAUGCUACCAUGGAGCAGAGAAGUGGGUCAUCUUGAAACAAGUGAAGCAGAUGCCAGCACCGCAAGCGGGCUGGUCUCACGUGCUCCACAACUCUUUGCAGCUCUUCCGCCUUGGCCGAAUUCAACUUGCACAAGUCAUCCGAGUCAUCCGAGUCAUCCGAGUCAUCCACCUCUUCAUCCACCUAGCCAACCUUCCGAUAUGUCCAAAUUGGCUCCGGCCAUGGCAGCAUUGAAUCGCUCUGGGGAUGCCUUGGACCUCCUUGGCGAGGCAAACGAUGAUGCGAAGCGGUUGGAAGUCUUGGCUCUUCCCAUUGCGGCCCUGGUUCUCCUUGAACUCGCUUCUGCCAUGCUGCGAGUGGGUGCUUCUUCGCCUAGACAACAGGCACUCAUUUGGCGAGCGCUUCUUACAGCGAGAAAGUUUGUGUUGGAUGCAGCCAGCUUGCCACGACCAGAACCGCAGCCUUUCUUCUCCAAACUUCCUUCCAAAGAGGAACUGCUGCUCCGGCUUGAGCAUUUAUCUGGACGCGCUCUCCUGUUCUUUGCGGAUGCCCAGACUGCUUUGUUUGCUGGGACUUCGACUUCUGCCAAGGAGUGCAAGAGUGUUCUAGAUGAGCUCGAACAUAGGCUUGCCAGGCUCGAGGAUUGGGCUAAGUGUUCGAAAGACUUGGAUCAGGAAGAAGAUGUGGAGUUGAGGUGGAAUCUGUUUGACGGGGAGGCACAUGGAGCACACGGAGCACAUGGCACCUGUGCAGAUCGUUGGCGGUUAAGAGCUGCAUGGCAUCUGGAACGGAGUGUGCGCUUGCUUCCAGCGCACAUCGUUGAGGCAAGAUGUCAGAGAGGAUGCAGUGCACUGCUGAAUGAGCUUAUGAUGACGGUGUCCAUCUCGCUGUCCGAAGCGGCUGUGGCAGUGGUAGCACUGGCUGAACGUGCUCAAGAUUCCGAUGCUCAUCAAGUUCCUUCCUUGGAGGCUUUGCAGCCUGCCAACGAGCACCUCUGCCGGGCAGAGGAUUUAGCAGACGCAGCCGGAUACAAGGCAGCAGCAGCCUUGGCACGAGCCAGCAGGGGACACCUUUGUGGUCUUGCAGCUGACGAGCUUGUGCAGUUGGCCCCGAAAAGAGGAAGAUCUGGAAGUACCUUGCACGAAUUGCUUGCUGAGGACGAGGUGGAAGUAAUACAGAGUCUUUGUGAUGAUGAUGACUUUCCAGAGGCUGGCGACGUGAUGGACAUCAUUGGGCGCCUGAGCGAUCUAGCUGUGUCCGAGACAUUUGCUGCCUUGAACAGUCUGGAUCCUGUUGUUGAGUCUGAUGCAGCAACCACGCUGAGCCUGAUGGCCAGUGGAGCAAUACAGGCCGCAGUUGGCAGAUUGCAGACAUUGCCGCCGCCGGAUUUGUCUUCAGAGGAGUGUGGCCGAGCACAACUUGACAUGUUGAGCCAAGCCCUUCAGACCCUUCCAGGGGAAGGCGCUGGCUGUCCAAGUUUGGGUGGAAACACGCUUUUAGAGCGGCAAGCAGAGAUCUUGGCUGCUCAAGCCUACCUGGCCAUGACGGAGGUCCACCUCCAUCUCAACGGGCUUCCAUCCGGGCCACGCUCGGGAAGGCAGAAGCCUUCGAAGCCCUCCAAGCCUUCGAAGCCCUCGAAGCCACAAUGGUCUUUGGAGAAGGGUCGAUCAGCUCUCCAUAGAGCUGCAGUGAAGGUAGAGCAUGACCCCGUGGUGAAGUUGCUGCUGGUCCAUGCCCAUCUUCUUGGCGCAGAAGUUCAAGGCCAGGAAAUCGGGCCAAAGAAGCCCGAACAUAGUCUUGAAGAACUGAUCAGUGCCAGCCGAAUUUCAGUUGACCUGAACCAAUCUGAAGGUGGCUCCGUUGCGCUCCAGGCUGCAUCAAGGGAAACCAGAGUUCUGUUGCUGGAAAGCAUGCGCACUUCACUUCGAGCCUUGUGUACAGGCAAGACCUGCAACGAAGGCUGGAAGGACCUUUAUCGCUUUGCAUUGAAAUUGCAAGCGUCCCAGUUAGAUGAAUUGAUCUUGGCCUACGACGAGCGCCACCUGCGAAAUAGCAGAGCAAGUGAUGGAGGAUGAGUUUGGUGCCAGCUUGAAGCAAGCGCGGCUCCUUAUGCUUAAUGUCCCAUACACAGUGCCAUGUACAGUUGGCGUGUUCUAGCAAACCUAGCUAGCAGUGACCUGUGGUGGAGUGAAGAAAAUA
Molecule: messenger RNA, 3589 nt
Organism: Cladocopium goreaui
Lineage: Eukaryota; Dinophyceae; Suessiales; Symbiodiniaceae
Source: the annotation of a GenBank genome assembly